Messenger RNA from Wyeomyia smithii (pitcher-plant mosquito), 1332 nucleotides. It is a transcript of the gene Coprox, whose product is annotated as oxygen-dependent coproporphyrinogen-III oxidase. Gene Ontology annotation, molecular function: coproporphyrinogen oxidase activity. NCBI's taxonomy places the organism in Eukaryota, Metazoa, Arthropoda, Insecta, Diptera, Culicidae. Gene Ontology annotation, cellular component: cytoplasm; mitochondrial intermembrane space. The record is from RefSeq and is a predicted model, not a curated record. Bases 119 to 1261 code for a protein of 380 amino acids. The transcript has 4 exons.
GUCAUCAUACUUGGACUACUUUGUGGUUCGUUGAAUGAUUCAUUAUUUUUAUCUCAUUUUAUAAUAUUCACACCUGUACAAAAAGUGUAAAACUAUUCGAGUAAUAUUCAAAAUUCAAAUGUUUUUCCGAAUAUUACACAUCAAUCUUCGCUUUACCAGUACUACUGGCAAAAAAAUUCUUGGAGCUACAGGUGCUGUACUAGCCGGCACUGCAAUAGCAACUUACUUCCAAAAAAAUGAAGUGUACAUGGCUUCAAAGCAGCAGCCAGCUGGGAAAUUCAUGGCUGAACCUAUUACACCAAAAACACAGCUGACGGCCAACUCUGAUGAUAUCAAAACUAAAAUGGAAUUGUUGAUCAUGAAAAUUCAGGCAGACUUUUGUCACGCUUUGGAAAAUGAAGAAUUUUUUGGCAAAAAGUUUACUGUUGAUCGUUGGGAACGCAAAGAAGGUGGUGGUGGUAUAACCUGUGUACUUCAGGAUGGAGAUGUUUUUGAAAAAGCUGGAGUUAAUGUAUCAGUUGUUCAUGGCAUACUACCUAAAGGAGCUAUUCAACAGAUGAGAUCCCGAGGAAAAGAGCUCGCUGAAGGAGAUUUGCCUUUCUUCGCAACAGGAGUCAGCGCUGUAAUUCAUCCACGUAAUCCAAUGGUCCCAACAAUUCAUUUUAAUUACCGCUACUUUGAGGUAACAGAUUCAAAAGGUCACAAACAAUGGUGGUUCGGUGGGGGAACGGAUCUUACACCAUAUUACUUAAAUGAAGAGGACGCAGUUCACUUCCAUAAGACUUUAAAGGAGGCCUGCGAUGAUCACGAUAGAGAUUACUAUCCCAAGUUCAAAGAAUGGUGUGACAAAUAUUUUUUUAUUCCUCACCGGAAUGAAUGCCGUGGUGUAGGGGGUAUAUUUUUCGAUGAUCUCGAUACACCAGACGAAGAAAGUGCAUUCGAAUUUGUGUCUAGUUGUGCACAUUCUGUAAUUCCAUCAUAUCUUCCUCUAGUUCGAAAGCACAAAAACGAAGCAUAUGGCGAUCGAGAACGCCAAUGGCAAUUGUUGCGUCGAGGCCGAUAUGUAGAGUUCAAUCUUAUAUAUGAUCGAGGAACAAAGUUUGGUUUGUAUACACCUGGAGCACGCUACGAAAGUAUUUUAAUGUCCCUACCUUUAACCGCAAAAUGGGAAUACAUGCAUCUACCUCCUGCUGAUAGCAAGGAAAAUGAGUUAAGUCUUGUUUUGAAGAACCCCAGAAACUGGCUAAAAACGACUCAAUAAAUUCGUGAAGCAUUUAUUAUGUUUUCAGGUUUUGUAUUAGGUAUUAAAUAUCAUUUCUAUUGGAGAAGGUC